Messenger RNA from Scutellospora calospora, 326 nucleotides. The record is from the annotation of a GenBank genome assembly. Lineage: Eukaryota; Fungi; Glomeromycota; Glomeromycetes; Diversisporales; Gigasporaceae.
GCACGAGAGGAUCAUCAGGCAAUACUUGACGAGUUUGAACGAAAAAAACGUGCAAGAACCCUAGCUGUACCCACCGAUGACGGUCGUGUAAGAGCAAAGCUUAGAGAGCUUGGUGAACCCCAAUGCUUAUUUGGAGAAGGUCCCGGUGAUCGACGUGAUCGUUUGCGAUAUUUAUUAUCAAAAUUAGAGGGUGCUGAAAUAGUUCCUGAUGAGGAAGAUGAAUCUGAGAGUGAAUCUGAGGAAGAAAGGGAAGAAGAGUUUUUCACUCAAGGGACCUUAGAACUUUUGGAAGCUCGUCGAUGGGUCGCGAGAUAUUCUUUACCGAG